AAAGGUCUCAGUCCACUACAGGAGCUUGUGAUCUUCCUUCCCUGGAGCAGUUUUUUGUGAGACACAGCGAAACUGAUUGCAACUGGACUCUUAGCAAGAAAGGUCAAUGCUCUCACGGGUCAUCACCAGUACCUGAAAGAUGCAUCUCUGCCGUUCAAGAAAAUUGUUCGAUGGAGAAGUUUGACUCCAGAGGUGAUAAUUAUUGUAGCUUGGUUGAAGGAGCUGGAAAUGGAGCUAUCACAAGUUUAUUACACGACAACCAUGUUUUCCUGAAAGCGAGCACUAAAUCUCUUCAUACUACUAAAAAUUUGGUUCCCCCAUAUGUUAAGAGCAUCAAGUCUCAUCCUUUUCAGUGGAAAGAUGUGCCAAAAAAAGUGAAGGAGAGUUGCAGCUUGACAAAGAAAGAACUUGAAGCUGGUCCUUUCAAUACAUCCUUAGGAAGCUCUGGUGCCGAUGUUUUUAAACGCUUUACUGGAUGUGCUCAACACGUUGUACCCUUGAAGGAUCAUGAUGUGUCAAUUAUCUCUUCUAGAUGUUCUGCUCCUAAUGUGGCCCAGUCAUUCAUUGAGACUAACAAGAAAGAUUCUUCUACUGCCGAAGUUAGGGGGGAUGUGAGAUUUGCAAAUAGCCUUAUUCCGGAUGAAGAAUCAAAAUAUGACAGAAGCUGGUCGUGUAAGGAUGCAGUUGAUAAUGAAAUAUGUGCUGAAUUAUUCAGUUCUGCUUCUAGAAUCAACUUCACCAAAAGAGGGCCAUUAGAAGUAUUUCCUAGAGAACCUUCUCUUGGUCUCAUGGAAGAUAUUAGGCAUCAAAGUUUAUGUAAAUCUGAGUACGUUCCACACCAACCACACAAGCUCAAGAGAAGCUCGAUCUUAGAGGAAGAGUGUGAACACAGACAAAAGUUUGAUGAGGGGUCCGAGAACCGGAGGAGAACAGUAAACUCCAUGAAGUUGGAUGCACUAAUUACUGUCUCCUGCCAAUCCUCUAUCAAUAACAAUUCUCCAAAAUGUACUGAAGAAGUUGGGCAGAAUAUUUAUUCUCUCUGGAAGGUGCAAAUGCCAGAUGGACGUGAUGAAGUCAGUCCCAGCAGUUCUUCCAAACAGCUGGGCACUGCAUUUUCUGCUGCCAAAGGAUCGUCCCUCAGCAGAGAGUUGAAGAGAGUAGAGCAGAACGAAUCCGAGGCUGAUAAAUGUUCCAUGGUUGAUGAAACAUUAGAAACUUUUGAAAUGGUAAGGAAGAAGAGGUUAAGAUUAGAUAAUGCGUCUGUUUCGAAGAAUGGAACUCGAGAAACAUGCUGUAGUAGUACUGAAUUGACUACAGAAUUAACAUCAUUGGGCAGUCAUUGUAAUUCUCAAGGUAAGCCUAAUGUCCCCAAGAGGAUGACUAGGCCUACAGUGUUUGGGGAAUAUGGAAUCAUUUCUAAUGGAAGUCUAUCAAAACCAACAAAGAUUGUUCCCCUUAGGAAGAUUCUCAAAGCUACAGCAUCUCCUACAGAAAAUAGCAACAAGAAUGCCUGCAAGAAUGACAAAGAGGACUCCAUAUUCGUGAAGGUGAAGGAAACGAGUGCCCAACGCCUGAAGGGAAUAGUUUCAAGCAAGAAAUUUCCAAGGGGUCGAGUUAAAAAUCCUCUACCAAUUGAAGCGGAAUCUCUACCAAUAGAAACAAUUGGAAAUGAUGAUCUGUCAUAUACUUUGCUGAAAAGCAAUAACCAUGAUAUUAGAGGCAGCAAGUUUGGGGCUGAUGUGAACAGGAUGCACAAAGAAGGUCGAAAACGCAGCCUUCAUGAACUCUUAACAAAAGGGAGUGACUUCAAAUCUGUUAGCCCUUCUGCCAUAUCUUCGUGCCGAACACCUGGCAAAUACUGGGAAGAGAGGGUCACAGAUGCUGUAGAUAGUCAUAGAGUUCAAAAAAAUGAAGUGAACAAUGCUAAGAGAUGCUCGAAAAAUCACCAGCCUGAUAAAUUUUGCCACACUUGUCAGAGUUCAGACCAAGAUGGAUGUGAUAAGUUAAUUGAGUCCACCAGGUCCUUAAUUAAGGGGCUCCAUUGUGAGGCCAAAACUAUUGAUGCUACGUCUCACAUGUUUAUUACUAAUGAUGAUAAUGGAAGUGUUCUGCCUGAAGAGAAAUCCUUAACCUGUGCACGAGUUGAGGGUUACAAGGGUCGAAAACGAGAAGGUUUUUUGCAUAAUCAGCCUCCAGAUGCAACUGGACAUGCCGGUUGCCUUGUUCCACAAGAGCAGCUAAAUGCGUGGAUGCACAUUCAUCGACAAAAGCCACAGAGAAAAGGGCGCCCAAAGCUCCCAAGUGCUGUCGUCGAAUCUGACUAUCGGAAAGCCUAUGCUCGCCAUAAGCAUUCAAGAGGCUGGAAACAUUUGGUUGUAUAUAAAUCUGGCAUACAUGCUCUAGGUCUCUACACAUCUCAGUUCAUCUCUUGUGGAGCAAUGGUUGUUGAAUACGUAGGUGAAAUAGUGGGCGCUCGUGUGGCAGACAGAAGGGAGAACGAAUAUCACUCAGGAAAGAAAAUGCAACAUAAGGGUGCUUGCUAUUUCUUCAGGAUAGAUAAAGAACACAUUAUUGAUGCAACUCGCAAGGGUGGGAUUGCUCGAUUUGUCAACCAUUCAUGUGAGCCAAACUGCAUUGCCCGAGUCAUCUGCAUGAGGAAUGAAAAGAAG
Molecule: messenger RNA, 2669 nt
Organism: Striga hermonthica
Lineage: Eukaryota; Viridiplantae; Streptophyta; Magnoliopsida; Lamiales; Orobanchaceae
Source: the annotation of a GenBank genome assembly